AUGACCGAGACGGAAGCCGCUGAUGCACCUGGCACCGUAACGAUAGCUGGCCUGCACGGUCAACUCGUAACUUUUCCUGCAGACUCGGAAGCUUUGCGCGGUGGUUUCCAUCACUCGCAAGUGGAGGAAGGCGACGAUGGAGGCGUUGAGGCAGGCGGCGAGGAGGGCCAUGCGGAAAGCGAGGAAGAUGACGACCACGAAGGCGAGGAACAAGAGGACGGUGAAGAUGCCGCAGGCGAUGAGAAUCAACAGCAGCCACAUUUCGAGCCAGUUCUCCCCGCUGCGCACGCUGGAGCAGCAGUUGGUAACGGGGCUGCGCCGUGUGAAAACCAGGUUCCGAUCAGAGGAGCCCGUUCAGCUCGUAAGCACAUUGUUCCCGAUGCGCAUCAUGCCGCCAUCAACCGACGACUUGAAGCCGAGCUGGAGGACCUGCGCAACACCUUGGCGGUGAUGCAGUACAAUCAAACGACCCAGCAGCAGAUCGAAAAGGAGAGGGAUGAGCUGCGUCAAGAGGUUUCGGCGCUUCGGGAUGAGAUUCAGGCGUUUCGAUCCGGAACGCACGCAAUAGAUGGACCUGAUGGCGUGGACGACCCCCGAAUCAACAUGGACAGGCUGCCGAAGGUGGACGGGAAAAUCCACAUUCCCACCAGCUUGUCCGACGACGAGGCGUUCGCGUGGCCCAUGGCUCACUGGAAGGGCAAGAGCUCGCCUUCCCUGGACACAGUCGAGCUCAACAACCGCAACUGUGUGACAGCAAAGACUGCUGUCUGUGCAUCCUGGCUGAAGGAUUGUCUCGAGAGGAACCCUGCGCUGUUCAAGGCAGAUGAGCCGCAGGGUUUUGAGAUGUGUGAGGGUUUCAAGGAUGGUAACAAGGAGUUUAAAGAGGACGCCGUUCUGUUGCGCCACGCGCUGCAGUGCAGCACGAAGCAGUGGGGCGAGCUGGAGAGGAGCGGUCAGCUCAAGAGGAGCAACAAGUCGUGCUGUAACCGUUACAGCUUCCUCCGAAGGAAGUUCACUCAGCACUUUCGCGAGAGCUUCCUGAGAAAUCACCUGGGAGGUGCUGCGUUCCUCCAGGGCGUUUUAUUGGACGGAGACAGUUCGCAGCUGCUCUGUCGGGAUUUCCUGCAGCAGCAGCAGCAGAGUCCGGAGCGCGUGGGUUCAGCUGCUCUCGCGUUCGGAGGGCUGUUGUUUGAUGAGUGCACGGCCGUCUUCUUUGCCCCCAACGCACGCUGCUGCCGCCAAGCACCCUCACUGAACCUCUCUUCUCUCGCCAGCCCCCCUGCCUCCCAAGCCGCCAGCGUCUCUGCCACUGCGGCUGCUUCUAUUGCCGAGUUUCCAGUGUCCCAUCCCGUUGCUGCUGCCACCAAUGCUGCUCCGCGUCGUGCGCUGAAGCGACCAAGGGACGACUCCCCCACGCUUGGGGCACAGCAACCGCUGCUCGGAGGGCGCGAGAGCUGCUUCGUGCCAAGGAAGUUGGUGCGAGGCGGGGUGUUGCAAAGCACGGAGCGCCUUCAGUCAGUGGCAGAGCUGUUUGAGCAACAGGGGGCGAGCAGCCGCGCACAGGCAGCGGACGAAUCCCUUCUGGAGGCGCUGCUGCAGGAGGAGCAUCGCCAGCAGCAGCAGGGAGGAGUGGGUAGCAAGGUGCAGCGGGUGUUGUGGCCGCGCGUUGGGUCGGAGAGUGCCCUUCCAGACGACGUGCAGCUGGGGUGCAGCAGUGACAAACCUGCCUCCAGGCAACGAGGUGCUCCGUAUGCUCCUCUGCCCACCCAGCCGCACGAAGCACUGGCAGCGUCAAUGCCUUCCCAGGUCGCUGCUCUGCCUGGCACCGCUCCCUGCUUUGGCAAUUCCACGCCUUGCUUUGGGGAUUUCACUCCUUGCGUUGGGGAUUUCGCAGUGCACCAGGAGGAGUGGCUCCGCGUUGCGUUAGAGAGUGCCCUUCCAGACGACGUGCUGCUGGGACUCUGCUGCGAGGACCCUCCCUCUGCGCAACGUUCUCCUCUGUCUGCUCCUGCACCCGCCCAGCCAUUCGCAGCACCGAUGCCCUCGCCGCUCGCUGGUCUCCCUAGCCCCGCUCGUGGUAGCGCGAGCAGGCACGUUACAGCGAUGCUUGCCGGGAGUACCUGUGGCACGCAGGAGCAGGAAUACCUGGAUUCAUGCUUCGACAUGCUCGGCAACAUAACCAACACUGACAACAAUGACAAGCACAGUGGCAGGGACAACGGUGCGCUCUUUCUCGACACGCCCGUGGCUCACGUGCUGCUGGGUGGGAGUGCCCUCGCCGUGCCCUUGGCGAGUGGACCUCAGGCUGAGGGGCCUGCCAUCCCACGUGCUGCUGCCACAGCCCUGCCAGAGUGGGCGGAGGAGCAGGGAGCGGUCGGGGAGGGAGUCGCCAAGGGGCACAGGCAGCAGCAGUUUCUCACCCAGGAGGGCGUGCUUGCGCAGUGGAAGCCUUGUCAGUACCUUGAGCUUGACCGCAUGCUCUCCCUGCCACCGCACCAGCCAUAG
Molecule: messenger RNA, 2505 nt
Organism: Closterium sp. NIES-65
Lineage: Eukaryota; Viridiplantae; Streptophyta; Zygnematophyceae; Desmidiales; Closteriaceae
Source: the annotation of a GenBank genome assembly